AUGCGCAACCGAUAUUUCCUUACAAAAACUGGGUCUGACAAAGCUAGACUCCGUGAGCUUGAGUUGGAGUACAAAGUCAUUCUUUCUGCAACACAUGAAAACUAUUUGCUCAGUAUUCAGUCAACCGUCAAGGAAAAUCCUUCACGCUUCUGGGACUUCAUCAAGAAACGGAAAGCUGGAAAUGGAAUCCCUGGCUCAGUCAACUUCGAUGGAACUACUUCUCGGUCAAGCUCAGAAGCAGCCAAUCUUUUUGCUACUUUCUUCGAGAGCGUGUUUAGUAAAGCAUCACCCGUGCAACGUCAAAACUGUUUUGAAAAGAUACCGUCCUAUAACAUUAAUCUACCGUGUAUACAGUUUUCUCCAGACGAAGUACAGAAAGUUCUCGAUGAGCUUGAUUCAAAGAAAGGACCCGGAACAGACAGCUUGCCUCCUGUGUUUUUGAAGAACUGGGCCGCUACGCUGGCGACGCCCAUCGCUGCUGUUUUCAACCGUUCGCUCCAAGACAACUAUCCACUAUCCCAAAUGCAUGGAAAAUGGCGUCCAUAG
Molecule: messenger RNA, 546 nt
Organism: Ochlerotatus camptorhynchus
Lineage: Eukaryota; Metazoa; Arthropoda; Insecta; Diptera; Culicidae
Exons: 1
Coding region: 1-546 (181 amino acids)
Source: RefSeq, a predicted model, not a curated record